GAGCUCAAUUUCGUAGACUCCUCCUUUUUAACUGGCUCGUCGCCCGGUGCGGUUGCCGAUCCUUUAAGUUAUUGAAGUCUUAGUGUUCUUCGUCAAUUGAGUUUUCGAAUUUGUUGCAUUUAUUCGAUUUAACUAAAUAAUCCAAAAUGGGUAAAGAAAAGACUCAUAUUAACAUUGUAGUCAUUGGUCACGUAGAUUCUGGUAAAUCUACAACAACCGGCCAUUUGAUUUACAAAUGCGGUGGUAUUGAUAAACGUACCAUCGAAAAAUUCGAAAAAGAAGCCCAGGAAAUGGGUAAAGGCUCCUUCAAGUAUGCUUGGGUAUUGGACAAACUUAAGGCAGAACGUGAACGUGGUAUUACCAUUGACAUUGCCUUAUGGAAAUUCGAGACCGCAAAGUACUAUGUUACCAUUAUUGAUGCCCCUGGACACAGAGAUUUCAUCAAGAACAUGAUUACUGGUACUUCUCAAGCUGAUUGCGCGGUACUCAUUGUCGCAGCUGGUACUGGGGAAUUUGAGGCUGGUAUCUCCAAGAAUGGGCAAACUAGAGAACACGCCUUACUUGCUUUUACUCUUGGAGUAAAACAACUUAUUGUUGGUGUCAACAAAAUGGACUCCACUGAACCACCGUACAGCGAACCUCGUUUUGAGGAAAUUAAAAAGGAAGUUUCUUCGUACAUCAAGAAGAUUGGUUACAAUCCUGCAGCUGUUGCUUUUGUACCCAUUUCUGGUUGGCAUGGGGAUAACAUGUUGGAGCCGUCUACCAAAAUGCCAUGGUUCAAAGGAUGGAACAUUGAACGCAAAGAAGGCAAGGCUGAAGGAAAAACCCUGAUUGAAGCUUUGGAUGCCAUUUUGCCUCCUAGCAGACCUACCGACAAACCUCUUCGUCUUCCCCUUCAGGAUGUCUACAAAAUUGGUGGUAUCGGUACAGUACCAGUUGGUCGUGUUGAAACCGGUGUAUUGAAACCCGGUAUGGUGGUAGUUUUUGCUCCUGCCAACAUCACCACUGAAGUUAAAUCUGUGGAAAUGCACCACGAAGCAUUGCCAGAGGCUGUUCCUGGUGACAAUGUAGGUUUCAACGUCAAGAACGUAUCUGUUAAGGAAUUGCGACGUGGCUACGUUGCUGGAGACUCUAAAAACAGCCCACCCAGGGGAGCCACUGACUUUUUAGCUCAGGUUAUUGUACUCAAUCAUCCCGGACAAAUUUCCAAUGGCUACACUCCAGUACUCGAUUGCCACACUGCUCACAUAGCUUGCAAAUUCGCCGAAAUUAAAGAAAAGGUCGACCGCCGUUCCGGAAAAACCACUGAAGAAAAUCCGAAGGCAAUUAAGUCCGGAGAUGCUGCAAUUGUCACUUUGGUACCCACCAAGCCAAUGUGCGUCGAGUCAUUCCAGGAAUUCCCGCCUCUUGGAAGAUUCGCUGUGCGCGACAUGAGGCAAACCGUCGCGGUCGGUGUAAUCAAACAAGUCAACUUCAAAGAGGGCGGCGCCGGCAAAGUCACGAAAGCCGCUGAAAAAGCAGCUAAGAAGAAGUAGUAGUUGUCCAUCCAUUUCUUACUACUACUUACCUUUUAUAUUUGUUUAUAAGUGAAAUUUUGCAUUUUACCGAAGUUUUAUUUACUAAAAAUGACGUGAUCUGUAUGAUAAAAAUUUUGUUCAGGAAGUUCAGACCAAUAAACAAGUUUCCUAAUUUA
Messenger RNA from Cylas formicarius (sweet potato weevil), 1693 nucleotides. Its product is annotated as elongation factor 1-alpha-like. The transcript has 3 exons. NCBI's taxonomy places the organism in Eukaryota, Metazoa, Arthropoda, Insecta, Coleoptera, Brentidae. Gene Ontology annotation, molecular function: translation elongation factor activity; GTPase activity; GTP binding. Bases 147 to 1535 code for a protein of 462 amino acids. The record is from RefSeq and is a predicted model, not a curated record. Gene Ontology annotation, biological process: translational elongation; translation.